Messenger RNA from Microplitis mediator, 2660 nucleotides. RefSeq lists its product as uncharacterized. The transcript is spliced from 9 exons. Gene Ontology annotation, biological process: sensory perception of smell; detection of chemical stimulus involved in sensory perception of smell. Bases 118 to 2559 code for a protein of 813 amino acids. Lineage: Eukaryota; Metazoa; Arthropoda; Insecta; Hymenoptera; Braconidae. Gene Ontology annotation, cellular component: plasma membrane. Gene Ontology annotation, molecular function: odorant binding; olfactory receptor activity. The record is from RefSeq and is a predicted model, not a curated record.
UUCCUUGAAGGAAAGUCGUCAUCCAAACUAAAGCAUACGUGUUCUCCCAAAAUUUAUUUGAGUUCCACCAAUCAGAAAGCUUUCAACCCCCGACCUGCGCUCAAUAUUUCGACGGAAAUGUCAGCUCUGUCAUUUAAUUUCGCUGUCUUCAAAUACUGCGGACUUUGGAGACCAACGGACUGGUCAGCCAGCUGGAAAACUCGUCUCUACAGUCUCUACACUUCAGUGAUAGUAAUUUUGAUUUUCUACAUGACUCUAACAGAGUUAGUGGAUCUUAUUCUUCAUUUUUCUGACGCUGAAGAUUUUGCAAGCAACGCAUUCAUCAUGCUAACGAUGAUUUCUAUCUGCGGAAAAAUAAUUACGGUCCUUGGUUACCGUGAUCGUAUUAUUGGGCUACUUGACAUGUUGAAGAGCGACUACUUUAGAGUGCAAAGUGACCAAGACAAAGAUACUCAAGAUUAUUUUGAUAAUUUAAUUAAAUUUCGGACAAAUGUUUACGCAGGCAUAACAGAAAUUGGAAUGGUUAUGAUUGUCGGAGGGUCAAUAGCAACUGAAUUACCUCAAGGAAUUUUGCCGUACCAUGCAUGGUAUCCAGUAAAUCUGACGACACCCAUGGAAUUGACUUGUGCUUUUGUGCAGCAACACUCGAUCCAUUGUAUCGGCGCAAUUAUUAAUAUCAGUUAUGACACCUUGAUACCUGGAAUAAUGUUGGAAAUUUGUGCGCAACUCGGGUUGCUGAAAAACAGAUUUGAAUUAGUGACGAAAAUUGUUGAGUCAAUGCGUUUUGACCAGACCGAAUAUACUGACGCUGCUGUACAAAAAAUUGAAGCUAAAAAUAUCGCUGACUGCAUUCGUCAUCAUCUUUUGAUUUACGAGUUGGGUGGUUUUUAUUUUCCUUUUUUUGUAAGAGAUGGUUUUUGGAAAAUUUUUCGUUUCAGAUUUGUCGAGGAAGCGAGCAAAGUUUUUGGACCACUGAUUUUGAUACAGUACUCGGCAAGCUCGAUAGUAUUGUGCGUCAGUGUUUACAAAUUAGCGGCGAUGGAAAUAAGCGACCCGCAGUUUGUAUCUUUUUUUAUGUACAUUGCUGCUAUGGGUUCGCAGAUAUUUAUAUUGUGCUAUGCCGGGACGGAUGUUACUGAAGAGAGUUAUGGAUUGAAUCGCGGUAUUUACAAUGCUAAUUGGAACUGUUUGAGUAUAUCGGGGAAAAAAAGCAUGAUGUUGAUGAUGAAUCGUAAUUUAAAACCUAUUAUAUUUUCAUGCUUCAGUAUCGUACAAAUUUCCAUCGACUCAUUUAUCAGUCUGAUUAAACUUUCAUACUCAGCAUUCAAUUUUCUUCAUCAAACUGACAUCAUCUUUCUUAAGAAAAAGUUUUUCUAUUCAGGGUAUAUUAAGAUGAAGCCCUUACUUCCUGAGAGCUUCUUUAUCCUGAAGUGCAUUGGACUAUGGCAGCCGGUACACUGGAAGGGAUUUAAAACUUGGAUUUAUAAACUCUUUACGGUUUUUAGUCUUGUCAUCUUAUUUACCGACACUGGCUCACAGAUUGUCGACUGCUUUGUCACCUGUAAAACUGUUUCUGAUUAUGCUGACCACUCUUUUAUUUUGUUGACGAUGAUUGGGAUCUGUAUAAAAAUGGCUAGUCUUGUUAAAAACCGCUAUAGAAUUGUUGAGCUGAUGGAGAGGCUUAGGACCGGCGCUUUUAGAACUAAUAAUCUGGAAGAGGAAAACAUUUUGGUGAAAUUUGAUAGCAUUAUGAAGUGGAGGACCGUAUUAUUCUGCAUAUUUGUCCAAAUGGGUACGGUUAAUUUGAUAAUAUCGUCAGUAAUAUACUUAGCACCUCACCAUGUAACAAUUACGAAGCUCUACCUGCCGUGGGACACAAAGACGGUUGCCGGGUACUGGACAGCGUGGGUCUUGCAGGCGAUUUCCCGAUUGUUCGGUGGUCCCGUCAACGUCGCUUGUGAUAGCCUUGUUUCCGGAGUCAUGUAUCGUGCUUCGGCACAAUUUAAAAUCCUGGCAGCUCGUCUGAGAGGCUUCCUGUUAGAACCUGCAAACUUUGAGAAUUCAAAAUACGAUUAUCAUCGAGUGGAAAAACACGAAGCGAAGAAAAUGGCUGAAUUGGUGAAAGAACACCUGGAGAUUAUACAGAUUAUUACAAAGCUCAACGAUAUCUUUGGGUUCGUCAUCUUCAUGCAGUACUGCGUUAGUUCCACAGUCCUCUGCGUUACGGUAUUCGUUUUCGCUCAGGUCAGACAAUUUGACAUUCAUUGUGCUAUGAUGAUUACUUACACUGGAUGUCUGUAUUUCCAAAUCUAUCUUUUAUGCUCCGCUGGAACUGAAAUGACUUCUGAGAGUCUCAAUUUUGUGUCAUAUAUUUAUACAUUUGACUGGAACGAAUUGAAACUGAGUACCAAAAAAAGUUUGCUAAUAAUGAUGAUGAGAUGCCACCGUCCACUGAAAUUCAGAAGUUCUCAAAUGAUUGAACUGUCUAUUGAAUCAUUUAGCCAGAUCGUCAAAUUUUCAUACUCCGCUUACAGUGUACUGGCUCAAUCGCAACCUUAACAAGUUUACUGUUACAUUUUGUAAUGCGAAUUAAGAUAAUCAAUUAAUUAUACACUAGUAUUAAUAUUCAAACACGAGUUUUGUAAAAAUAAAGAAUUCAU